GUCUGGGGGCGGGGCUCGGCCUGGGGGGCGUGUCCACCCUGGAGCCCGGCCUGAGGCCCCCCAGCCAGCCGCCGGGGCCCCGGGUGGCGCUGAAGGUGCAGAUGCUGGACGACUCUGUGGAAAGCUUCCAGCUGGCGCACCGAGCUCCUGGUAAGGUUCUGUUCGACCUGGUCUGUGUUCACCUCAACCUGACGGAGGGGGAUUACUUUGGACUGGAGUACCAGGACCACCGCAAGAUGACGGUGUGGCUGGAUCUCCUCAAACCGGCUCUGAAGCAGAUCAGACGACCGAAGAACACCAUCCUUCGCUUCGUGGUGAAGUUCUUCCCUCCGGACCACACGCAGCUGACGGAGGAGCUGACGCGGUACCUGUUUGCCCUGCAGGUCAAGCGGGACCUGGCCUGCGGACGCCUCAUCUGUAACGACUCCAGCGCCGCGCUGAUGGUUUCCCACAUCAUCCAGUCGGAGACGGGGGACCUGGACGAGGCGGGCAGCUUCCAGCACCUCCUGCAUCAUAAAUACCAUCCAGACCAGGAGCAGCUGAGGGAGCAGAUCCAGGAGUGUCAGCGGGACCGAGUAGGCCAGACCCCGGCGGAGUCGGACUACCAGCUGCUGGAGGUGGCCCGCCGUCUGGACCUGUACGGAGUCCGACUGCACCCGGCCACGGACCGGGAAGGAACCCAGCUCAGCCUGGCAGUGGAGCACUCCGGGGUCCUGGUCCUGCAGGGCUCCACCAGGAUCAACUCCUUCAACUGGUCCAAGAUUCGCAAGCUGAGCUUCAAGAGGAAACGUUUCCUGAUCAAGCUGCGCUCCGACCCGGUGAACCCGCACCACGACACGCUGGAGUUCUCCAUGGCGACCCGCGACUCCUGCAAGAACUUCUGGAAGAUCUGCGUGGAACACCACGCCUUCUUCCGCCUGCUGGAGGAACCCAAACCCCGGCCCAGGACCAUCCUGUUCUCCAGAGGAUCCUCCUUCCGCUUCAGCGGCCGCACCCAGAAGCAGGUCAUCGACCACGUCAAGGACUCCGACCUCAAGAGGGUUCCCUUCCAGAGGAAACACAGCAAGGUUCUGUCUCACAGCGGAACGCCGCAGACGUUCUGCAGAACACAGCAACCAGCACAGGUCAGGACCCUGAGUCCGACUGAACAGGAACAAUACCAGGUCUCAGACCAGCCGGACGCCACCCCCUCUGUCCAGCCCAGCGUCAACGGCACCGCCGAUGCCCCGGCUCUGGCUCCGCCCACCAACGGCUUCCACCACCCGGACCCGGACCCGGACCCGGCUCCCCAGCAGAACCUCCUGAACCCAGGCCCCACGGAGGCUCCGCCCCCUCCGUCCCCCCUCACCAGCCCCCUGCUGACCGAGGCCGGCUACAUCCGCAACGAGGACGAGGAGGAGGCCCGCAGGAAGAAGUUUCCCACCAAUAAGGCCUACUUCAUCGCCAAGGAGCUGCUGAGCACCGAGAGAACCUUCAUCAAGGACCUGGAGGUGGUUACCAAGUCCUUCCCGGUCGCCGUGGCGACAGACGAGUCGUUCCCAGACUCGGUGAAGACCCUGCUGUCCUCCCACUAUGACCCGGUGCUGGAGUUCCACAGAGGGUUCCUCAGGGAGAUGGAGCAGCGCCUGGCUCUGUGGGAGGGUCGCUCUAAUGCUCACAUUAUAGGAGAACACCAACGGAUCGGGGACGUUCUCCUGAAGAACAUCCAGGGUCUGAAGCAGCAGUUGACGGUUCACCUCCAGAAGCACCCGGAGUGCCUGGUGGAGCUGGAGCGCUGCUGCCGGAGCAGCCGGCGGGCCGAGGCGCUGUGCCGGGAGCUGGAGCAGCAGCGGGUCUGCUACCUGAACCUCAACACCUUCCUGCUGCGGCCGCUGCACCGCCUGCUGCACUACAGGCUGCUGCUGGAGCGGCUCUGCAAGCACUACGCCCCCACGCACCAGGACUUCAGGGACUGCAGAGCCGCCCUGGCCGACGUGUCGGAGCUGGUGCAGCAGCUGCAGGGCUCCAUGGUGAAGAUGGAGAACCUGCAGAAACUGCUGGAGCUGCAGAGGGAGCUGAGUGGAGCCGACAACCUGGUGGCUCCUGGCAGGGAGUUCAUCCGGCUGGGCUGUCUCUCCAAGCUGUCUGGGAAGGGGCUGCAGCAGAGGAUGUUCUUCCUGUUCAGUGACGUUCUGCUCUACACCAGUCGGGGGAUGACGUCAUCCAACCAGUUCAAGGUUCACGGGCAGCUGCCGCUGUUCGGGAUGUCGGUCCGGGAGAGCGAGGAGGAGUGGGGCGUUCCUCACUGCUUCACUCUGAUUGGUCAGAAGCAGACGGUGGUGGCAGCGGCCAGCUGUGCGGAGGAGCUGGACCUCUGGCUGGAUGACCUCCGCAUGGCCGUCGACCUCGCUGAGCAAGGCAGCGUCUCCGAACUCACACCGCCGCCCGCCGACCGCAGCAAGCCCUCAGAGGAGGAGCCUGAGGAGGAGUUGAGCACCUCGCGCUCCGGUCACCGCAGCAACAGCAGCAGCAGCACGGUGCAGGUCUGCUGGCACCGCAGCACCGGCCUGUCCAUGGUGGACUGCAGCCUGGCCGUGGAGAACCAGCUGUCGGGGAACCUGCUGAGGAAGUUCAAGAACAGCUCCGGCUGGCAGAAGCUCUGGGUCGUCUUCACCAACUUCAGCCUGUUCUUCUACAAGACGCACCAGGACGACGCCCCGCUGGCCAGCCUCCCGCUGCUGGGCUACUCCGUCAGCAUUCCGUCGGAGGCGGAGAACAUCAACAAGGACUACGUCUUCAAGCUGCAGUUCAAGGCCCACGUGUACUACUUCAGGUCCGAGAGCGAGUACGCCUUCCUCAGGUGGAUGGAGGUGAUCCGCAGCGCCACCUGCUCCUCCAGCCGUUCUCCAUCCGUCAGCAGGAAGGAUGUUUACUGAGCGGAUCACAACUCUUCUUCCUGUCGUCUACAAAUCGCCACAUGAAUUUAAAUCUUCAGUAUUUUCUACUUUUGUCACUUUUUUCUUCAUCGGUACGAAAACAGAACCGAAACUGAAGGAAGGUUUUACUUGAACUGGAUCCAGGUUCAACCAAUCAGCUCGUUAGAGACUCUUAAUGACGUCAUCAUUAACUGGAACAUGAUGAUGUCAUCAGAACUUCAAAGCUCGUUAAGAGGAAAACCAGAAAUCACCUCGUUAUAAAGUCUUAAUGAGCUCGUUAUCUCCUUUUAACCUGAACUUAAGAACAAUACCCAGGUUCCCCCUGUUCUCUUGAUUCUCCAUGAUUAACGACUUCUCACAUUCUCACAUGGUUCUCUGCUUUAAUGAGCUCUGAUCCUUUAACGAGCUGCUCGCCUCGUUAAGAGACUAACAAGCUCUCAGGUUCUAACGAUCUCGUUUAUCUUGACAUAUUUCUUUAUUUAACGAGCUUUGAACUUUUAACGAGGUCGUUAGAUGAAAACCCAGAAAUAAUUUCUUCUGUCAUUUAACGAGCUAGCCUAAUGAGCUAGCUUAGCGAGCUACCACGUUCAGUAAAUCCUUCCUUCGUCACCCGUCGCCUUGUGAGAACAGUGUUCUCCGUCAGUAUUCUGCCACACUGUGAACCAAUCAGCCGCCAGAGAUUCUCCUGCUUCACUUUUUCUUUUUCUACUUUAAAUAAAGAUGAGAAUAAAACGUGGA
Salarias fasciatus (jewelled blenny) is the source of this 3653-nucleotide messenger RNA. Its product is annotated as FERM, ARHGEF and pleckstrin domain-containing protein 1-like. The transcript is spliced from 26 exons. The record is from RefSeq and is a predicted model, not a curated record. Lineage: Eukaryota; Metazoa; Chordata; Actinopteri; Blenniiformes; Blenniidae. Gene Ontology annotation, cellular component: cytoskeleton. Bases 102 to 2915 code for a protein of 937 amino acids. Gene Ontology annotation, molecular function: guanyl-nucleotide exchange factor activity; cytoskeletal protein binding.